AUGAAGGUCAGCACACAGUCCCUACUAUUCGCUGUAUAUUUUUCCGUUUCGGUUGGCAUCCUUUGUCUGUUGUUCUCGCCAACCGGCUGGAGCGAAGGGAGGGACUCGCCCUCAAUUGAGAGCCAUCGUGGUGUCGUGACUGACGUGCUUGACGGGAAUGACUCGUGUCACCAUCGCUACGCGGCGCAACCGGGUGUACCAUUUCCCUGCACGCCACGCGUGACGCGGCACAAUCACCUCCGUGACUUCUUCCGCUGGACGGAUGCGGAGGAGCUUCGGAAAGCGAAGCUGCUUGCCCCAGUGCGCGACUUCUGCACGGGGCGGGGUGUGGAUCCGUUUCCCACCGUCGCGCAGCGGAAGGACAGCGUGCGCGGCACCGAGAGCCUUGCGUUUCUGGGCUGUGGGUCCGUGUUGCCGGGCGGCGGCGGCAGGGGCAAGAAUGCCUUGCCUGCGUGGGACUACGCGAACGGGCUCAUCGUGCCAGAGAAAUUGUUCGCGGCCAAGGGUGGGAACGUUCUCAUGUCGACGCAGCUGCUGACCGCUGAGGAGGAGCGGGCUGCUGGCGUUGGGUGGAGUGGGCAGUGGCACCGCUGCUGGAUCAUCCCCAUGACGCGGGCAGUGGCGCCUGGCGGUGGUCGCGUGUAUGAGCCGACAUGUCAGGCGGGGGACCUGGUAGACGUGGGCAUGGAGUCCGCCACCGCUAAAGUGGCCGUGGAGCGGGUGAUCGAUACGGACGAUGGGGUCUUGGAGGUGCAGUUCUACAUCCGCAAGCGGGGGGCGUACUCGUUCUGCGCGGAUCUGCUCGUGCGUCACCAAGACAUGCUGGAUUCCCUUGCGGCAAGCGGCGCGGCAGGUGAAAGUAGCGUGCGGCUGCUUGGGAGGAUCUCGCCCUCUGCGCUGGUGGAGCAUCACGGCACGCUGGGGCAUGGGGCGGCGGGGCCUGAGAUAGCGCCGCCGCUCAACAGGACACCAGCGUACCCCAAGAACACGGUGUGUGUGGUCCGCGGUGACCUCUCAAAGGCCGGCGAUGCGUCGGGGAAGGCGUUCGUGCGGUUCGACCACGGUGUCGACGUGGUGCCUCUGCCGGUGCGGUGCGACGCCGUUGACGACUUUGACCGGUUCCGCUUUGGUGGCUGGUACCGUGUGGGGCAUGGAUGCGACGGCGUCCACUGCGUGGCUCUUGGGGUGGCGCCCGGGGCACCGCACCCGCUGUUAAAGGAGACGGAGGGAUGGGUGUGGGCGUCGGACGUCUGUCAGAUGCGCCUUUUCACCGACAAGGAGCUUCUUCUCUCGCUGCUGCAGGGCGAGUGGCUCCUCGCAUGGGGUCCGUCGACGACGCAAGAGCCGCUGGCAGACAUGCUGGAGGAGCGCCUCCACACGACCAUCUUUUCGGAGUUUAUGAGGGAUAUAUGGAAGGUGCCAAAGGAAAAGUUACCAAAGAUCUCCAAAUACCGCAUGUGGGACCGGUGCGUGUCGCCUGAUUCACCGUGGAGCAAGAGACUCUUUAGAAAAGCGAGAGAGACACCGCCAUCCACGCGCGUGACACUGCUGUGGGGUGGAUGCAUGAAAUUGACAUCGCACAAAUGCUUAGGCAAGUGCGGGUUGUUUCUGUUUCAGGAGAGGCUGAAUCACACCAUUGGUGCUGCAGCGUAUCUCCGGCAGAGGGCACCGCCGCCAUGUGGUAGCAAGGCCUUCCCGACGGCGCUGCUGCUUGAUCAUGUGGUGUGGCGUUGUCAUGCGUCCCAGACUGAUCCCGCGUUCCUUCUCGCCAUGAGGAACCUCCUGCUGAGCCAGCUAACCAACUUGUACGAGGAGGUAGUGAAUGCGUCAUCCGCACACGACCCGGCCGUUGCCCAGUGGCCGCUAACAAUAUGGCACACUGCCCCUGCUGGAAAUAAUGCAGACAAAGGCCGAAGAGAUGGCAAUUACGAUCGGGCACGGGUGAUGCACCUGCAGUGGGCGAUGGAAGACGACCUUGCGGCGGUGUACAGGCUUCCGGAAGGCAACAAGCGCGUCGUGCAGGGUGCUGUUGUGGUGCAGGGCGGGGCGCGUGUGACAUACAUCGCGGACAACAACCAAUACCCGCCGCUGACGGCGAAGCGAGUGCGCCAACGCCGUGCUGGGUACAACGUGACGCGCGGCUUGGCGGUGGUGCCCCCAGUCGUGGUGGUAUCCCGCCACCAAAUCACUCUUCCACUGCACUUUGGGAAUGAGUUCUGCCGUAAUGGUAUGCACUACGGUUCCACGCCCGGUCAGUGUUUGACUGCAACAAAAGAGAAGAAUGCCGAAUACCACGAUUGCGUGCGUAAGACAUGGGCCGAUAAGGCUCUGCAGGUCGUGUGGUGGAAUGCUGUGUCGAGGGAUAAGCAACGGCGGUUGUUAAUAAAACAAGAUAUAUCCAUGUGA
Messenger RNA from Trypanosoma grayi, 2406 nucleotides. RefSeq lists its product as hypothetical. The transcript has a single exon. Lineage: Eukaryota; Euglenozoa; Kinetoplastea; Trypanosomatida; Trypanosomatidae. The record is from RefSeq and is a predicted model, not a curated record. The coding region runs from base 1 to 2406 and encodes 801 amino acids.